UGGGUGCCGCUGUGGGUGCUGCUGUGGGUGCCGCUGUGGGUGCCGCUGUGGGUGCUGACGUGGGUGCUGCUGUGGGUGCUGCUGUGGGUGCUGCAGUGGGUGCUGCUGUGGGUGCUGACGUGUUUCCCGCCCGCAGGCUGGAGCUGCUGGCGCAGGAGUGCCGGCGCAGCGCCCAGGUGCUGCAGCAGAGCCGCGCGCAGGGCGGCCCGGAGCCGCGGAGCCGCUGGGAGCAGCGGAGCUUCAGCGCCGUCAAGACCUUCCCCGAGCUGAGCAGCGGCGAUUUGCUGCUGUGCAUCGUCAGAGGCAUCAACCUCCCCGCGCCGCCCGGGGUCGCCCCCAAGGAUCUGGACGCCUUCGUGCGCUUCGAGUUCCAGCAUCCCAGCGCCGACGAGGCGCAGAAGGACAGAACCGCCGCCCCUCCUUUCGGGCUGGGCGACCCUUUUGGGGUCUGA
Phasianus colchicus (ring-necked pheasant) is the source of this 452-nucleotide messenger RNA. The record is from RefSeq and is a predicted model, not a curated record. NCBI's taxonomy places the organism in Eukaryota, Metazoa, Chordata, Aves, Galliformes, Phasianidae.